CAUUUGUUCGUGACAUAAGCAACUACGAUAUAAUAUAUAUAAUAGUAAAUACUAAAUGCACAAAUAACGAUUUAAGACAUUAGAAUAUUUAAAAAAGUUUAUGCGAUAAAAACAAUCGUUUUACAUUAUACGUGUAAAUAAAUGGAAAACUUACCAGCAAAAAGAAGUUAUGAAGAUGAUGGUACUACAUCGAAUUCGAAAGAAAGAAAAAAGCUUAAUACUAGUCGGUACUUAACCUAUGACGUUUUAAGAAUUGUAUUUAAAUAUUUGAAUGGAAUGGAACUCUCGAACGCUUCAAUGGUUUGCAGGUGUGGAAAGGUUCAUUAUUUAUAUAAAGUUCUUAUAUCUUAAAUGAAAGAAAAAUUCAUUGUUUAUUCGUCGUAGAAGUCUACCCAGUCGAGAGAUAAACAUUUGACAAAAAUCUUGGUUAGAAGUGGCAAAUGAUGAAAAACGAACAAGAGGGGGUCCUAUCUGUUUUAUAGAAAAUUUAGAAAUGGGUGUGGAAUAUUUUAAUAUUCAAAUUACCGAAAAAUUAAGAAUCAAGCCAACAUUAGGAUUAAUUUUUAAAGCUCCACGUAGAUUAUAUAAUAAACAAGAUUGCCAUUGUAAAAUACUUCCAAAAAAUUGUGAUGCAAUAACACUUGCCACAUUUGGUAUACUUAUCAAUGAUAAAGAAAUGGAAAGUGCUUUAGACAAUAUUGUAUGUGCAUUUUUACCUGAAAUACCAGAUGUAACAAUCACAAUUGUUGCAUUUUCAAAAUAUAAGGUACAACAUUAUAGACGAAUGAAAAAAGCUCUUAGCAGACAUGGAACUAAUGGAUCUAAAUGUCUUUUAUUAUUUUGUAAUCAAAGAGGUCGUGCUUUAGCACAAACAGCUGCAGGGGAAUUACAAUUAUGUAACAAAACAGUUAAACCUUCUGUAUGGGGAGGAGUAGUUAAGGAUUUAUAUGUGUAUAAUUCAAAAAAUCCUACAAAUGAUGAUUAUGUUCGAUUUGCAUUUUGUGUUGGAAUUACUAUAGUUGGAUCAGUAGAUUCAUGGUCUAUAGUUAUGGAUGAAAGUUAUAAAACUAAGGAAUUAGUUGAACAGAGAUUAAAAUUAUUUAAGAGUCAUAUUUCUCUAAAAAAACAUUCCAUGGGUUUUAUGUUUGCGUGUUGUGAACGUGGAGAAAAUAUGUUUAAUGAACGAAAUGUGGAGUCAUCUAUUUUCAAAAAAUUAUUUCCAGACAUACCAUUAGUAGGAUGUUUCGGUGAUGGAGAAUUCGGAGAAACUACAAUACCAACUAAAAGCUUUAAUGAUAAAAAAAAUUUCUGGUACCACGAGAGAUCAACCGUUUUUUUGAUAAUUACAUAUGGUUAAAAUUCAUAAUCUAUAACAAAUAAAAAUCUGAAUCUCUUUAAAAUUAAUUGAAAUAAUAUCUUUGAAUUAAAAACGUAUGUGAUAUACGUUAAAUCGCGAACUAUAAUAUACAAAGUCUACAAUUGUGAUUUAAUUGUGAGAAAAAAUGUGUUUUGUAAUGAUUUAUGUUAAUAUAUUUUACGUUCGUAUAAAUCAUUUUAUAUUUCUCUUUAAUUUACUUCGUAAAAAAAAAAUCUUUUUACUUUUUAUUUAUCUUAAAAGAAAUGGAUGGCUUCCUGAAUAAUGAACAAAACAAUUUAAAAA
Apis dorsata (giant honeybee) is the source of this 1660-nucleotide messenger RNA. Its product is annotated as F-box only protein 22-like. Gene Ontology annotation, molecular function: protein binding. Gene Ontology annotation, biological process: positive regulation of proteasomal ubiquitin-dependent protein catabolic process; protein polyubiquitination. Lineage: Eukaryota; Metazoa; Arthropoda; Insecta; Hymenoptera; Apidae. The record is from RefSeq and is a predicted model, not a curated record. The transcript is spliced from 5 exons. The coding region runs from base 494 to 1357 and encodes 287 amino acids.